AUGCCAUCCAAGACGAAGAAGAGUGGACUCAAGAAGAAAGGUGGCGAUGCUGCAUCGAAGCCCACGACGAAAGAGGUCAAACCAGAUGCAGGGGCGAAAGCGAUGAAGAAGGCAACGCAGAGCGAGGAGCCUGCGGAGAAGAAGGAGCCAGCCCCAAAGUCCAAGACUCAGGCCAAGCUGGCAGGCAAGACCAAAUCCGCAUCGAAGCUCGCGCACAAACUCGCUAAGGUAUCCGAAAAAGGAGGCGAAGGCCCACCAGAGGAGGAGAAGAAGACGGGGAAGGAGGAGCCGAAGGUGAUGAAGAAGGAGAAGAAGAGCGAAAAGCGCAAGGCUCAUUCAAAGGCCAUCAGAGAGCUAUGUGAAAAUGCAAGCGUGUCCCCAGAGGCAAAGGAGAAGCUCAGGCAGGAGGCCAUCCAGGUGAUCAAGGCCGGGCUGCCAUCUGACCAGCGCCCGUUCGUGCCUGACAAGUGGGCUCUCAAGUUCAAGCCUGCGCUGGGCAGCUACAGAAAGUUCCUUCUCUCUUUGCCGGAGAUAUUCGAGGUCGACGGUGACCAGGACAAGUACCAUUUGAGGUUAAAGGGCAGGCCCGAGGCAGCCCCUGGCAGCACCAAGAAGGGUGCAAAGGACGGCCCCAAGGCGACACCGGCGGCGCCGCGGAAGACGUCGCCGCCGUCGGCGGCGACGACGAAGGCAGUGGUGAAGAAGAUCGUGAAGAAAAAGGGCGGCAAGAAGUGA
Molecule: messenger RNA, 735 nt
Organism: Prorocentrum cordatum
Lineage: Eukaryota; Dinophyceae; Prorocentrales; Prorocentraceae
Source: the annotation of a GenBank genome assembly